UCCUCUCCCUGCGCACCCGGGGUGGGGGGGAACAGAGUUUCCUUCCAAAGACCUUUCUUUUAUCUGAAGCCUCACAGCCCAGCAGGCUGCACUUGGUGGAGCCAGUCACAGCAGCCGAAGCCAGCCAGCAGCCUCAGCGAGGAGACUUGCUGGGGUGAGGAGGGCAGGUGUUGCCAGCCCUGGAGAAGAAGGGCCUGGUGGCCCUCAGCCCUUGGUGUCAUCACAGGGGAACCCUCUGGCUACUGCAGACAGCACCAUGUGGGCCCCAGGGCAUCAUCGGUUCUGGUUCCACUGGGGGCUGCUUUUGCUGCUGCUCCUCGGGGCUCCCCUUCGAGGCCUAGCGCUGCCACACAUCCGAUACUCCCAUGCGGGCAUCUGCCCCAACGACAUGAACCCCAACCUCUGGGUGGAUGCCCAGAGCACCUGCAAGCGAGAGUGUGAAACAGACCAGGAAUGUGAGACCUAUGAGAAGUGCUGCCCCAAUGUGUGUGGGACCAAGAGCUGCGUGGCAGCCCGCUACAUGGAUGUGAAAGGGAAGAAGGGCCCUGUGGGCAUGCCCAAGGAGGCCACGUGUGACCAUUUCAUGUGUCUGCAGCAGGGCUCCGAGUGUGACAUCUGGGACGGCCAGCCUGUGUGUAAGUGUAAAGACCGCUGUGAGAAGGAGCCCAGCUUCACCUGUGCCUCUGACGGCCUUACCUACUACAACCGUUGUUACAUGGACGCCGAGGCCUGCUCCAAGGGCGUCACACUGUCUGUGGUCACCUGCCGCUAUCACUUCACCUGGCCCAACACCAGCCCUCCUCCGCCCGAGACCACUGUCCACCCUACCACCGCCUCUCCAGAGACUCUCGGGCUGGACAUGGCAGCCCCGGCCCUGCUCAACCACCCCGUCCAUCAGUCAGUCACUGUGGGUGAGACUGUGAGUUUCCUCUGUGACGUAGUAGGCAGGCCUAGGCCAGAGCUCACUUGGGAGAAACAGCUGGAGGACCGAGAGAAUGUGGUCAUGAGGCCCAACCACGUGCGUGGUAAUGUGGUGGUCACCAACAUCGCCCAGCUGGUCAUCUACAAUGCGCAGCCCCAGGAUGCAGGCAUAUACACCUGUACAGCUCGGAAUGUCGCUGGGGUCCUGAGGGCUGACUUCCCAUUGUCAGUGGUCAGGGGAGGUCAGGCCAGGGCCACCUCGGAGAGCAGUCUUAACGGCACAGCCUUCCCGGCAACAGAGUGCCUGAAGCCCCCAGACAGUGAGGACUGUGGAGAGGAGCAGACACGCUGGCACUUCGAUGCCCAGGCUAACAACUGCCUCACGUUCACCUUUGGCCACUGCCACCGCAAUCUCAACCACUUCGAGACCUAUGAGGCCUGCAUGCUGGCUUGUAUGAGUGGGCCGUUGGCCACAUGCAGCCUGCCCGCCCUGCAGGGACCCUGCAAAGCCUACGUGCCACGCUGGGCCUACAACAGCCAGACCGGCCUAUGCCAGUCCUUCGUCUAUGGCGGCUGUGAAGGCAAUGGUAACAACUUUGAAAGCCGUGAGGCCUGCGAGGAGUCUUGUCCCUUCCCAAGGGGCAACCAGAAUUGCCGGGCCUGCAAGCCACGACAAAAACUCGUUACCAGCUUCUGUCGGAGUGACUUUGUCAUCCUGGGCAGGGUCUCUGAGCUGACCGAAGAGCCUGACUCAGGCCGUGCCCUGGUGACCGUGGAUGAGGUCCUAAAAGACGAGAAGAUGGGUCUCAAGUUUCUGGGCCGGGAACCGCUGGAAGUCACUCUGCUUCAUGUGGACUGGACCUGUCCUUGCCCCAAUGUGACAGUGGGCGAGACACCGCUCAUCAUCAUGGGGGAAGUGGAGGGGGGUAUGGCCAUGCUGAAACCUGAUAGCUUUGUGGGUGCAUCGAGCACUCGGCGGGUCAGGAAGCUCCGUGAGGUCAUGUACAAGAAAACCUGUGACGUCCUCAAGGACUUCCUGGGCUUGCAAUGAAGCUAGCCUUGCUACCCUGUCCCUCCUCCGCCCACCCCCUCUGCCCUCAGCUAGCCAUCCAGGCAAGUCAGGUUAGACAGCCUUGACUAGGGAAGAAACGUCAGCUAACGUGUGGGAAGAAAGCCACCAAUGUCUUAAAGCCACUGAAGUUUUAGCGCCACCCAUAUGCUCUCUCUCCCUCUCCGUGUUCUCCCUUUGAAAAUGGUAGGGAGCACAUGCCCCCCUUUAGAGGUCUGUGGCCCAUCUCUCCAUACUACCAGCCCCUUGACCUUGGACAAUUUGCUUAACCUCUCUGUGCCUUAGAUUAUUGUAUACAAAAUGGGAAUAGUGGUUGUACCCCCUGGGCUUAGAAGAGAGCCUCAGCUAAAAGAAACCCAGGAGCCUCAUAGGUGUUUGGAUUCAAUAAAAUGUCCGUUUCUUCCCUCCACCCUAGCCCUACCCCCAGACAAGGUUUUCCUGUGUAGCUCUGGCUGUUCCGGAAUUUACUCUGUAGACCAGGUUGGCCAAGAACUAAGAGAUCUGCCCGCCUCUGCCUUCUGAGUGCUGGGAUUAAAGAUGUGCACUACCA
This is a messenger RNA of Rattus rattus (black rat), 2540 nucleotides long. RefSeq names its product WAP, follistatin/kazal, immunoglobulin, kunitz and netrin domain containing 2 (gene Wfikkn2). The coding region runs from base 257 to 1972 and encodes 571 amino acids. The record is from RefSeq and is a predicted model, not a curated record. NCBI's taxonomy places the organism in Eukaryota, Metazoa, Chordata, Mammalia, Rodentia, Muridae. Gene Ontology annotation, biological process: negative regulation of transforming growth factor beta receptor signaling pathway. The transcript has 2 exons. Gene Ontology annotation, cellular component: extracellular region. Gene Ontology annotation, molecular function: transforming growth factor beta binding; serine-type endopeptidase inhibitor activity; receptor antagonist activity.